Piliocolobus tephrosceles (Ugandan red Colobus) is the source of this 1390-nucleotide messenger RNA. Its product is annotated as asialoglycoprotein receptor 1. The record is from RefSeq and is a predicted model, not a curated record. Lineage: Eukaryota; Metazoa; Chordata; Mammalia; Primates; Cercopithecidae. Bases 403 to 1161 code for a protein of 252 amino acids. The transcript has 8 exons.
CCCAAAUGGUGCACGGAAGAGUAAGGUGACUGGCCUGUGUGGUGGCAACAUGAUUCUCCUCCCUGGGGAGGGGAGCAGAGGCAACCCAUCCCCCACUCCCACCCCCACACUCCCCUAAGUCCCAAUCCAUUUCCACCUCUGUUUACUGUCCAAAGUCCCGGGCACUGGAGAUGCCAUGUUUGGCGUGCUUGGACACAUAGACACGCAGACACAGAGACACCGGGGCCCAGGGCCCUCCUAUGGACCCUGACCGCUCCCAUCCCAUCGUCCACGGCUGUCCACCCGCCCCCAUUCUCCAAGCUUCAGCCCCCCCUCCUUAGUCCGGCAUCUGCACAGCACUGAAGAACCUGCGAGUCAGACUCUGAGACCCUGAGCAAUCCCAGCUCCAGCCCCAGCCCUAUCAUGACCAAAGAGUAUCAAGACCUGCAGCAUCUGGACAAUGAGGAGAGUGACCACCAUCAGCUCGGAAAAGACUCCCAGCUGCAGGAGGAGCUGCGGGGCCUGAGAGAGACGUUCAGCAACUUCACAGCGAGCACCGAGGCCCAGGUCAAGGGCUUGAGCACCCAGGGAGGCAAUGUGGGAAGAAAGAUGAAGUCGCUGGAGUCCCAGCUGGAGAAACAGCAGAAGGACCUGAGUGAAGAUCACUCCAGCCUGCUGCUCCACGUGAAGCAGUUCGUGUCUGACCUGCGGAGCCUGAGCUGUCAGAUGGCGGCGCUCCAGGGCAAUGGCUCAGAAAGGGCCUGCUGCCCAGUCAACUGGGUGGAGCACGAGCGCAGCUGCUACUGGUUCUCUCGCUCGGGGAAGGCCUGGGCCGACGCCGACAACUACUGCCGGCUGGAGGACGCGCACCUGGUGGUGGUCACGUCCUGGGAGGAGCAGAAAUUUGUCCAGCACCACAUAGGUCCUGUGAACACCUGGAUGGGCCUCCACGACCAAAACGGGCCCUGGAAGUGGGUGGACGGGACGGACUACGAGACCGGCUUCAAGAACUGGAGACCGGAGCAGCCGGACGACUGGUACGGCCACGGGCUCGGGGGAGGGGAGGACUGUGCCCACUUCACCGACGACGGCCGCUGGAACGACGACGUCUGCCAGAGGCCCUACCGCUGGGUCUGCGAGACAGAGCUGGACAAGGCCAGUCAGGAGCCACCUCUCCUUUAAUUUAUUUCUUCAAUGCCUCGACCUGCCGCAGGGGUCCGGGAUUGGGAAUCCGCGCAUCUGGGGGCCUCCCCUGCUUUCUGGGGGAUUUUCAUCUAGGAUUUUAAGGGAAGGGGAAGGAUAGGGUGAUGUUCGGAAGGUGGGGGGCUUGAAACCCGUGGCGCUUUCUGCAGUUUGCAGGUUAUCAUUGUCAACUUUUUUUUUUUUUUAGAGUAAAAAGAAAUAUACCUAA